AUGCAUGCCAGCUUCUUCUACUACUCGCAGCGCAUCACUCACAGCUACAUCCACAAGUACUAAACCAAUCUCUGCCAGCAGUAGCUCUCAGCUAUGGCUGAUCCCAGCAAGCUGCAAAUCACACCCUGUGGCAUGCUUGUUCAGGGCAACCAGAUCAACUUCACCAAACUCUACCUGCACCACACGCCGGCUGGUCCAGAACAAAACCAGUCGGCGGUCACAAGCAAUGACAAAAAAACCGGGUUGGGUUGCAUUGUCGUUAACAACUGGUCAGUAUAUGACGGAAUCGGCAGCGACGCCAAGCUUGUUGCCUAUGCAAAAGGCCUCCACGUUUUUGCGGGUGCCUGGCACAACUCCUUCAGCCUAGUGUUCGAGGAUGAAAGGCUUAAGGGGUCCACGCUUCAGGUGAUGGGGCUAAUUGUCGAAGAAGGUGAUUGGGCUAUUGUUGGGGGCACAGGACAGUUUGCUAUGGCAACUGGUGUUAUCUUGAAGAAAAUGCAAGAACAAAAACAAUACGGAAACAUAAUAGAGCUCACUAUCCAUGGGUUUUGUCCUCUCUUAAAAGGGUCACAGUGCCCUGUCACCAAGAUUGGGCCAUGGGGUUCAUCUCAUGAAGGGACAGUUCAAGACAUCACUGAGUCUCCAAAGCGUCUCGAAAGCAUCACAUUAUACCACGGCUGGUCUGUUGACUCAAUCUCGUUUACUUACCUUGACCAUGCCGGAGAGAAGCACAAGGCAGGUCCAUGGGGUGGUCCUGGCGGGGAUCCCAUAAUGAUUGAAUUUGGCAGUUCAGAGUUUCUCAAGGAAGUUUCUGGAACGUUUGGCCCAUAUGAGGGCAGCACCGUUAUAACAUCUAUUAAUUUUAUCACCAAUAAGCAAACAUAUGGCCCAUUUGGACGACAGGAGGGAACCCCUUUCAGUGUCCCAGCGCAGAAUAACUCCAGUAUAGUGGGUUUCUUUGGGCGCAGUGGGAAAUACAUAAAUGCAGUUGGUGUCUACGUGCAGCCGAUCUAACUUGUCAAAAUAAGUAUUCCGUGUUUGAGUUUCACGUGUGUUUUCUGCAGUAAACAAAUAAGAUGGGGGUCCUCCCUAUCAUUCCUGUUGUGAUGAGUGAUGCUUGGUCGCUGGAGUCCUUCUGAAUUUACAGUCGUGUCCUAUCAGUUGUUUCUGUCUGUAGUGUGUUGCAUGCAUCAAUAAAGAUCUUCAUUGAAGGUUGGUUGUGUGAA
This is a messenger RNA of Oryza sativa Japonica Group (Japanese rice), 1226 nucleotides long. RefSeq names its product PYK10-binding protein 1. Gene Ontology annotation, molecular function: carbohydrate binding. The record is from RefSeq and is a predicted model, not a curated record. NCBI's taxonomy places the organism in Eukaryota, Viridiplantae, Streptophyta, Magnoliopsida, Poales, Poaceae.